Pyricularia grisea is the source of this 1505-nucleotide messenger RNA. RefSeq lists its product as uncharacterized. Gene Ontology annotation, molecular function: protein binding. Lineage: Eukaryota; Fungi; Ascomycota; Sordariomycetes; Magnaporthales; Pyriculariaceae. The transcript is spliced from 2 exons. The coding region runs from base 156 to 1343 and encodes 395 amino acids. The record is from RefSeq and is a predicted model, not a curated record.
GACGCUCUAAGCUUACUUGACUCUUUACCUUCUCUCUGACUGCUUCCAAGUCCGUCGUUGGCAUAUUGUUUCCAUUCCUUUUGAAUACAGCGCCAUUCCUCUUUCCCUCCAGUCAGUUCCAAACAGAAACCAUCACUCCUAAUCUCAAUCACAUCAUGCUUACUUCAACAACCCUCCUCCUCGCUCUUGUGGCACAGGUCCUCGCGCACCCUGCCCAGAACCGUUGCGCGGGCGGUGGCGGCGUUAAGGGCGGCAAGGCCAUCUACAUUCUCUCCAACGAAAAGGACAAUGCGGUGGUCGCUAUGCCCAUUGACAAGGAUGGUAAACUGGGCCAGGGGGUCAGCACUGCUACCGGUGGUGAGGGAGCCAAUGCCGUCGACGGCAAUGGCCAACCCGCGGGCCCCGAUGCACUAUUCAGCCAGUCUGCUCUCACUGUCACCGGCAUGAACCUCUUCGCCGUCAACCCGGGCUCCAACACUCUUACCAUGUUCGCCAUCGACCCCACAGACCCGACCAGGCUCACCAUGAUCGGCAAGCCCACCACCAUCCCCGGCGAGUUUCCCGUCACCGUCGCCGCUUCCAACAAGAACGAGGUGGCCUGCGUCGGUACUUCUGGCGCCAAGGCCGGCAUCUCGUGCGCAUCCUUCUCCGACAAGGGCCUCGGCGAGAUGGACGCCCUCCGCGUCUUCGACCUCGGCCAGACCACACCCCCCAAGGGCCCCACCAACACCGUCUCGCAGGUCUUCUUCUCCCGCGACCAAAAGACCCUCUUCUCCACCGUCAAGGGCGACCCUUCGACCAAGAAGGAAGGCUUCAUCGCUUCUUUCCCCGUCUCCGCCGCCAAGGUCGACUCCAACCUCACCAAGGCUACCCCCGAGGGCACCGCCGUGCUCUUUGGCGCCACCACCAUCCCCGGCAGCAAGGACCUGUUUGUGACCGACGCGUCCUUUGGCGCCGUCGUCCUCGGCCUGGACCAAAAGAACCAGACCUUCUCGACCGUCAAGGGCAAGGGUGAGAUCCAGGGACAAAAGGCCACCUGCUGGGCUGCCUUCAGCCCGGCCACCCGGACUGUGUUCGUCACCGACGUCGCCAUCAACCGCCUGGUCGAGAUGUCGACCGAGGACGCCAAAGUCCUCAACACGGCCGAGCUCACCAACGGCGACCCCGGCCUCAUCGACCUCCAGGCCGCCGGCAAGUUUGUCUACGCCCUCAGCCCCGGCAACGACACCACUCCUGCUGCUGUUACCGUCGUCGACACAAUGACCAGACAGCAGGUGCAGCAUAUGCAGAUGGAUGCGAAGCUUGCGGGCAAGAGCUCGAUGGGCAUGGCUCUGUUGAAGUAAUUGAAUCAUCUUGAUUGAUUUCUUUUUAGAAUUCAGGUUGGAAGGUUUUCUUUUGUGGGAUAAAUGAUUUGCUGUUUUUCUUUUUUUUUUUUUUUGUUCUUUAUGACUGCUUAAGUUAAGCUAUUUUAUACCCAUAGCUGGUGUCGAAAAUUGUAAUGCAAC